Molecule: messenger RNA, 3069 nt
Organism: Cyprinus carpio (common carp)
Lineage: Eukaryota; Metazoa; Chordata; Actinopteri; Cypriniformes; Cyprinidae
Product: ubiquitin conjugation factor E4 A-like
Biological process (GO): protein polyubiquitination
Cellular component (GO): ubiquitin ligase complex; nucleus; cytoplasm
Molecular function (GO): ubiquitin-ubiquitin ligase activity
Source: RefSeq, a predicted model, not a curated record
AUUCAGGAGAGAGCCACUGAGUCAGACAACUCAGUGUCUGACAACAGCACUGACCGCCAUUCGAAGACAAUGGAUAGACUCAGUGCAGAGAUCCGAUCUUUCCGCUCACGACAGGAGCUCUGCGAGCAGCUCAACGUCAACCACAUGAUCCAGAGGAUCUUCCUCAUCACUCUGGACAACAGUGACCCCAGUCUAAGAGGUGGUAAUGGCAUCCCUCCAUGCUGUGUAUACCUUGAGGAAAUGGCCGCUGAUCUUGAUGGCCAGGACUGGCUUAACAUGGACACUAUAGAGCAGGCUUUGUUCAGCAGGCUGCUUUUGCAGGAGCCGGGAAACCAUCUGAUUUACAUGACCUCCUGCAGUGCAGUGAAUCUCUCAGCGGAUCGUGAUGCUGGGGAGAAACGUGUCAUACCGUACCUUUAUGCCUGCUACCGGAGGGCUAAAGAGGAGAUCACUAAAGUCCCGGAGAAGCUGUUAUCGUAUGCCGUGCAGUGCAAAAAUCUGACUGUGUCCAAUGCCCGCACUGUUCUGCUGACCCCAGAGAUCUACAUCAGCCAGAAUGUUUAUGAGCAGCUUCUGGACCUGUUGCUGGAGGCUGUGAGAGGAGCCCAGUUUGAGGAAGUUGUGGAGUUUUUGGAGGAUGUCAUCGCUAGCCUGUUGGCUGACCAAGAGGUGCGGACCUUCGGGGAGGUUAUGGUGCCAGUGUUUGAUAUUUUCCAAGGCCGGGUCAAAGACUUAGACCUUUGUCAGCUGCUGCUGUAUUCCUACCUGGAAAUCCUCCUGUACUUCAGUCGGCAAAAGGAUAUUUCUAAGGUUUUAAUGGAGCAUAUUCAGCCUAAAGAUCCUAACAGUGGGAUUCAGUAUCAGAAAACGCUUCUGGGAACGAUCCUGAAUAUUUCAUGUCUGUUGAGAACUCCUGGUGUGGUUGAGAACCAUGGCUUUUUCCUCAAUCCUUCCCGCUCCAGCCCACAGGAAAUGAAGGUUCAGGAGUCAAAUAUAUACCAGUUUAUGGGGCAGUUUCAUGACAAGCUGUAUCAAAUCCUGAAAAACUUGCUUCAGCAGUCCAGCGAGACACGCCACCUGCUGCUCUCGUGGCUGGGUGGCUGCCUGCAGGCCAACAUGGGGCGGGCCAAAAUCUGGGCAAACCAGAUGCCCGAGAUAUUCUUACAAAUGUAUGCUUCAGAUGCAUUCUUCUUGAAUCUGGGAGCUGCACUGCUCAAGCUCUGCCAACCAUUUUCUCGGCCCUACUCACCCAAACUCCUGACCUUUAACCCCACGUACUGCUUUCUUAAGGAGCUGAGUGAGGAAGAGCGGCGUAACAGAAACGUGCAUGCAAGAGGUCUGGACAAGGAGACAUGUCUGAUACCUGUGCCCCCUCAACAAACAGUUGAAUUUGCCCAAUCAUACAGCCUUCUCACAGAAAAUCUCAUCUUUACACAGCUUACCAUGUACUUGGGCUUCCAUAGACUUCAUGAUCAGAUGGUGAAGAUGAAUCAGUCUCUACACCGGCUGCAGGGAACGUGGCGGGACACACAGCUAAGUGGAGGCCCUGCAGCAGCAGAGCUACGGGAACAGUUUGAACGCCUUAUGACAGUCUAUCUCUCAACCAAGGCUGCUACCACGCAGCCCGCCAUGCUGCAAAACUGCCUCAACCUCCAAGCCUCCUGUGCAGCCCUGUUGGUUCAGCUCAGCCUGGGCAACCAGGGUCCUGAACACAUACCACUCACCUUUCCCUUACCUGCACUAGAGAACAGCCUGCUUUGCUUUGUGCCAGAGUUCUUUGCUGAAAACAUGGGCGAUUUCUUCAUAUUCCUCCGCCGCUUUUCUGACGAGGUGUUGGAGUCCUCCGCGGAAAGCUUGGAACAUGUCCUGACCUUCAUCACUGUGUUCAUGGGCAACGUUGAUAGAAUGAAGAAUCCUCAUUUGCGGGCAAAGCUGGCAGAGGUUCUAGAAGCUGUGAUGCCCCAUAUGGAGACUCUGUCACCUAGCGCUGCCCAGCCUAUCAUGUUCCAACGCCAAAGGGUGUUCAGCACAUAUCAGCAUGCACCCCAACUUGCUGAAGCCCUCAUUACAGUGUUUGUGGAUAUAGAAUUCACUGGUGAUCCUCAUCAGUUUGAGCAGAAGUUUAAUUACAGAAGGCCAAUGUAUGCCAUUCUGAAGUACAUGUGGGGAGAAGAGAGUUACAGGGAGAGCAUUAAGCGCCUUGCUGAAUAUGCAUCUGAAAAUCUUGAAGCCAUGAAUCCACCACUCUUCCUGAGGUUUCUCAAUCUUCUCAUGAAUGAUGCCGUCUUCUUACUCGACGAGGCUAUACAGUACUUAAGUAAGAUCAAAAUCCUCCAGCUGGAGAGGGAUCGGGGGGAGUGGGACAGUCUGGCCCCUGACGCCCGCAGAGAGAAAGAAUCUAGUCUGCAGAUGUUUGGACAGCUGGGUCGCUUCCACAACAUCAUGUCAAAUGACACCAUUGGCACCUUGGCUUUCCUCACAUCUGAGAUAAAAUGUCUUUUUGUUCACCCGUUUCUUGCUGAGAGGAUCAUCUCCAUGCUCAACUACUUUUUACAACACUUGGUAGGCCCCAAGAUGGGCGCCUUGAAAGUAAAAGAUUUCAGUGAAUUUGACUUCAAACCCCAGCAGCUAGUGUCGGACAUCUGUACUAUUUACCUAAACCUAGGAGAUGAAGAAAAUUUCUGUGCUACUGUCCCAAAAGAUGGAAGGUCAUAUUCACCCACUCUGUUCUGCCAAACUGUCCGUGUACUCAAGAAAAUCAACAAGCCUGGCGACAUGAUUGUAUCUUUCAGUCUGUUAGCAGAUAAAAUUAAGUCUCUUGCAGACAGGCAUCAGCAAGAGGAGGAGACCUACUCUGAUGCUCCCGAUGAAUUUCUGGAUCCCAUCAUGUCUACCUUGAUGCUUGAUCCGGUGCUGCUGCCUUCUUCAAACGUCACCGUGGACCGUUCAACAAUAGCACGACAUUUACUAAGUGACCAGACAGACCCUUUCAACCGCAGUCCACUCACCAUGGACCAGAUCAGGCCCAAUGAAUGGAUAGGUCAGGCAGAUGAUGAUGUGGUUUGUUGA